AUGUCCGCCAUCAUCGGCCGCGCUGCUUUCCGCGCUACGCGCCCCCUCCGCUUCCAGGCCGUUGCCCCGCUCCGCGCCGAGGCAGUUGCUGAGAAGCAGGCCAGCAAGGACGCCCUCAAGCAGGCCGGCAAGAAGGAUCCCGAGCUCUACGUUCUCUGGACCGUCAUGGCCGGUGCCUUCGGUCUUGCCGGCUGGUACUUCUCUCGCUCUCCCACCACUUCUACCUCGGAGAAGUCCGUCCCCAAGGUCCCUGGCACCGAGCCCUGGAACACUGGCAGCGACGGCAAGUACCAGUACUACCCUGGCGGUGACUCCAGCCAGGCUCCUCGCGACGCUCCCUCGGCUCUGAACACCGUCAUCAUCCCCAACGUCAACCUCCCUAAGGAGCUUCACGAGAAGUGGAACAAGUACGGCAAGGAUGGCUAUUAG
Molecule: messenger RNA, 429 nt
Organism: Lasiodiplodia theobromae
Lineage: Eukaryota; Fungi; Ascomycota; Dothideomycetes; Botryosphaeriales; Botryosphaeriaceae
Exons: 4
Coding region: 1-429 (142 amino acids)
Source: RefSeq, a predicted model, not a curated record